AUGUCUGAUAACUUUUCAGAUGACAAUAUAAUAAAUGAUAAUGUAAGUCGAACAUGGAUUAAGAUUGAAUUUUCGUUAUUUUUAAUUGGUCAAAUUGUAUCUAUUCCUUGUUAUAUAUUUGUUCUAUAUCAUUUUUUAGCACAUAAAAUAACUCGACGUGCACUUCAUAAUCAUGUUAUUAUAAUUUUAUUAAUUUAUAAUUUUAUCGAUUUAACAGUUGAUCUAUCUCUAACAAUGACUUAUUCAUUAUUUGAUAUCGUCUCACCAUUUUCUCCAAUAGUUUGUCUUCUAUGGCAAUUUAUAGAUUAUGGAAUCUGGUAUGGUACAAUAUCUUUAAUGUUUUGGGCAUCAAUUGAACGACAUAUUCUUGUUUUUCAUUCAAAUAUUAUUCGUACAAAACAAAGGCGUAUUAUUCUACAUUAUAUUCCACUUCUAUUUUUUUCUCUUUAUACUCCAAUCUUAUAUUUUUAUUUAAUAUUUCUCUAUCCAUGUGAUCAUGUAUUUCUUAGUACACAUGUUCGUUGUGGUUCACUUUGUUAUUUUUAUUCAGCUCCAGUUUGGUUUAUUUAUUAUGAUACACUUGCUCAUUAUACAAUACCAAUAUUAUUAAUUACUUUAUUUAGUAGUAUUCUUAUUUUACGUUUUAUUAAACAAAAAUCUCGUUUAAAACAAGCAAUAAAAUGGCGUCAAUGUCGAAAAAUGAUUAUUCAACUUUCACUUGUAUCGAUUUCUUAUCUUGUUUUUGAUUUACCUUAUAUUAUUAUAAUUAUUGUACAAUCAUCUGGUUAUCCGAAUUUUGGUAGUGAAAUAAUAACACCAUAUAUUUCACAUUUAGUAUAUGUUCCUCCAAUUGUUGUACCAUAUGCUACGCUUCUCUCAUUACCUCGAUUAAAAUAUAAACUUCGAUCAUUACUUAUUUGGAAAAGAAAUAGACGAAUUAUAGCUCCAAUAACUGUAGUACAAUAA
This is a messenger RNA of Adineta steineri, 966 nucleotides long. Lineage: Eukaryota; Metazoa; Rotifera; Eurotatoria; Adinetida; Adinetidae. The record is from the annotation of a GenBank genome assembly.